This is a messenger RNA of Dioscorea cayenensis subsp. rotundata (Guinea yam), 2269 nucleotides long. RefSeq names its product glutamate receptor 2.7-like. NCBI's taxonomy places the organism in Eukaryota, Viridiplantae, Streptophyta, Magnoliopsida, Dioscoreales, Dioscoreaceae. The transcript is spliced from 3 exons. The coding region runs from base 4 to 2157 and encodes 717 amino acids. Gene Ontology annotation, cellular component: plasma membrane. The record is from RefSeq and is a predicted model, not a curated record. Gene Ontology annotation, molecular function: glutamate-gated receptor activity.
GGAAUGAUGAACAAAGGUUAUGUUUGGAUCACUACUUAUGGCUUGACAGACAUUGUGGACCUCUAUGGAUCAUCAGCAACCAGUGUAAUGCAAGGUGUUUUGGGUAUUAAACCUUAUGUCAGUGAGGAUAACCACAGGCUUCAAGAUUUCAAGGCAAGAUUUGUUAAGAAAUUUAAGUUGGAGAAUCCAUCUGCUCAAGUUAGUGAGCCCUUGACAGUGUUUAGUUUAUGGGCUUAUGAUACUGUAUGGUCAUUAGCAAUGGCAGCUGAGAGCGUUUUUUCGGCAAAUUACACAUUCUUGAUGAACAAUGUGAGGAAGAACUCUACUGAUUUGGAAAGUAUUGGCAAGUCACAGAUUGGUCCAGAACUUGUCGAAUGGAUCUCAAACAUCACAUUUGAUGGAAUUAGUGGGAAGUUUCAUCUGAUUGAUGGACAGCUCGAGACAAACAACUUUGAGAUUGUUAAUGUUGUUGGAAAUGGGAGACACAGGAUUGGAUUUUGGACACCAGCUAAUGGUUUUUCUAUGGAAUUGAAUGCAAAAAAGAAUGUUAAGGUUGAAGCUAUUAAUUGGCCUGGUGAUUCUGCUCAUGUUCCUCCUAGAGGAUGGGAGUGGCCAACCAAUGGGAGAAAUCUUAGUGUUGGCAUUCCGGUGAAACCUGGUUUCCGUGAGUUUGUGAAUGUUACUGCUAAUGAUUCUUCAAUUCGACCAACAGGUUACUGCAUUGAAGUCUUUGAUAAAGUAAUGGCUGCAUUGCCUUAUAAAGUCAAUUAUACUUAUGAAUACUUUGUCAAUGAGACGGGAGAAAUGAGUGGAAGUUAUGAUGAUCUUAUUUAUCAGGUGUACCUCAAGAGGUAUGAUGCUGUAGUUGGGGAUAUAACAGUGAUAGCGAACCGAUCUCAGUAUGUUGAUUUCACUAUGCCGUACACUGAGUCUGGUGUGUUUAUGGUUGUCCCCGUCAGGGAUCGGCGUAGGAAGAAUGCAUGGACAUUUGCAGAGCCAUUAAGCACAAGCCUCUGGAUUGCCACUGGUGUAUUCUUCAUAUUCACAGGGAUUGUGGUUUGGAUUUUAGAACACCGUGUUAAUUUAGAAUUCAGAGGUCCUCCAUCUAACCAAAUCGGCACAAUCUUCUACUUCACUUUCUCGACUCUUGUCUUCGCUCACAGGGGGAGCAUGAUGAACAAUAUAUCAAGGAUUGUUCUGAUUAUUUGGUUGUUUGUAGUCCUGAUUCUGCAGCAAAGUUAUACUGCAAGCUUAUCGUCGAUAUUGACAGUGGAACAACGCCAACCGACUCUCACUGAUUUCAGUGAGCUUUUAAGGAGCAAAAGCAAAGUUGGCUACUUGGUUGGUUCAUUCGUGCUUCGUCUUUUGAAAGGAUCGAACUUUGAUGAAUCAAGACUCAUUCCAUACAAAACCCCAGAUGAGUAUGAAGAGGGAUUAAGCAGUGGAACAGUGGCUGCCAUUGUCGAUGAGAUUCCUUACGUCAAAGCGUUCCUCCACAAUCACUGUGGCAAAUACACCAUGGUUGGACCUAUAUACAAAACCAAUGGAUUUGGCUUUGCAUUUCCCAUAGGAUCACCAAUGGUUGCAGAUGUUUCAAGAGCCAUUUUAAACAUGACAGAGAAGAAAGAAAAAAUGGAAGACCUUGACCAACGUUACUUGUAUGAUGUUGAAGCAUGUUCUGUUGAGGAAGAUGGUUCAUCUUCAAGCAUGAUUACUUUCAAGAGCUUUUGGGGAUUGUUUCUCAUCACUGGUGUGACCUCCAUGCUUGCCUUUCUGAUACAUAUAUCCAUGUUCUUCUAUCAGAAUUGGCACAUUGUCAGAGAUGCUGAUCCUAAGUUAUCAUUUGGGCAAAGACUUCUUUUGAUGAUCAAAUACCAUGACAGGCCAGAGUUACAAUGUGCUGAUACAUUCAAGGAUAAAAAAGAAGAGGAAAUGGUUGCACUGGAGAUGCAGAGUUCAGUGAGCGCUUCUUAUAACGGACAUGAUGAUCAUGUUGUUGGGAAUGUGGAUGAUGAUGAUGAUGAUGAUGAUGAUGAUGAUGCAGGGACUCCAUCAGAGGGUGAAGGGACACCAGGCAGAGAAAUUGGUGGCCCAUUUCCAGACCCACCUUCAUUUGCAGAUAUGUUAUGUCAUAGUAAGGGCCAUGAUUCUACUUAGAAUUAUUUUCAAAUUUACUGAUACUGUUACUCUUGAGAUAGUGUAUUAUGGAAGUUAAAUAAAAUAUUCGGGGACUGAAAAGUAUCAGAUAAAAAAUACAUGCCAAAAUAAA